Messenger RNA from Dioszegia hungarica, 705 nucleotides. RefSeq lists its product as uncharacterized. The coding region runs from base 1 to 705 and encodes 234 amino acids. The transcript is spliced from 2 exons. The record is from RefSeq and is a predicted model, not a curated record. NCBI's taxonomy places the organism in Eukaryota, Fungi, Basidiomycota, Tremellomycetes, Tremellales, Bulleribasidiaceae.
AUGGCACCCCCGAUGCUCCACUUGUCUGCCCCCCGCCGACCUACAGCGCACCCCAAGACCUCUGCGCUUUCAUCUGGUGCGUCGACCGGCCUUCAGCCAGCCGAUAUCGAGCACAAGUACCCUAGCCUUACGGACUUGACAGGCGACCCCGGAUGUGCCGACUGGGCCUCGAUCGAGAUGAAUGAGGCUGAAUUGCGGAGAUUUAGGUCUCUCGAUCUCACAAACACAUACGUCAAAGCAUGCGUCACAGCCGCAGUUGUUCAGCACGCACUCGAACGCAACACUCUUCUCGAAGACUUUGGAAGCGGAGGAUCGAUGUGGACCCUAGCUUCGGUGACUGCGUCUCUAUUGGCACACGCAAAACGUCGCGCUAAUGACGGUACGGAGAGGUGCAGCUCGGAGCUGAGGAAGAGUCUCACGUCUCUCGACACUUGUCUGCGGGCGGCCGAGGAGAGCGCAGUUGUCAGGGCAUACACGGUCAAGCAGCUGAACAACAAGGUCAAAAGCUUUGAGGAGCUCAGGAAGUACAUCGCUCGCCAGAGAGGCAAAAAAUACUAUCCCUGGAGGUUUGCCGAUGACUUCAAGAUUCACUCGUCCUGUCGGAGCGCUACCAGCGAAGUUGCCCGCCGUAUCACCGAGAUCUACACGGACUGCAUCUGGAAGGGAGAAGCGCUCACGGCCAGGGAGUUGUGGUUUCCGCAAUAG